AUGGACGUCCUGUCGCCCCCUCCCGCGCCCGCCGCCACCACUGGCAGACGGGCCGUGCGCGUCGUCGCGGACGCCUCACUGACACUGCGCGUCCCACUGCCGCGCGCACUGCGGCGCCUCGAGACGCGUUCGACCGCUUCCGGACGCGCGCGACCGGUCGCCGCCACUGCCACUGCCACAGGCGACAGCGACUGUGACGCGUCGUGGGAAGAGCGCAAUUGGGCGGCGCGCGACGCGGCAGUCGCAGUGCGUGCGGCGCGCAGCGAACGAGCGGACGAGUGGCCGCCGCUGCCGCCGCCGCCGUGUGACCUGCCGGAGGACUUUCCGCGACUCGUCGUGAACCUCACGCGCGUGCAGCGACAGUGCGCGGCCGCGAAGACGCUCGAGGCGGCCGAGUGGGACGUUUUGGCCGUGUGUCGGCGCGUCCGCCGCACGCUGCACGAGCAGUGUACCCACUUUGUGGAACUGCUCUUUGACCGCCAAUGGGCUUUCCACUGCACCUACGGCACGUCGCGUCCACUGCUGGACGGUCUCCACGCGGCGUUCCCGACCGACGUGUUCGCCUUGCUGGACUACCCGACGGACAUUGACGGCGUGCCGUUGCACGCGUUUUUGCACACGCUGUCGAGUCCGUCACGAUGGAAAAGCGUCGAGUACUUGCGCACGUGUCUCUGUCGGUGCUCGCGCGAUCUCCAGUGGAAGAGCGACGUGCUGGUCGAGUUGGAGCUGCUGGCCGAGACGGAGUUUGCGCAGUACGAGAGGACGUGGCAAGAGCAGAGCGACGAGAUUGAUGAGCUCACUCGCUUGCGCGAUUCGUUUCGGGCCAAGUUGGAGAAAACCAGAGCAGCGAGUCGAGCGAACCAUAAGCUGCCUCAGGGACAACAGUAUUUGUGGAUACUGCGGCAGCUCGAGGAUGUCGAAAAUCGGUUGUUGACGUUGCUGGAGGUUUUCCUGAAAGACCCCGAGCUGGACGAAGACGAGUGUUUUAGUGCGUUUGCCAAUCCUGGUGGAGAAAGUGGCGUCACUGCGGGCACGAACGUGCUGGACAUGGUGAUUGCUAUGGUGUUUAGCCGCCUGCCGCGUGAUUUCAGCCAGCAGACCACAACAGAAGAGCAUUUCCAGAUGCUCUUUGAUCACCAUAUUCAGAUACUGCGUCUGUGGAAAAAGGACUUUGGACGACUUCCGUCAAGGUCUCGAGUAGCAUUGCAAGAAGAAAGUGCUCGAGAUUCAGAGGCAGGUAGUACUCGUGUGUCCUCACUACGCGAGAAGCGAGCUGGUCUUGAUGUGUCGGACGAAGAGAGCGUGGUCGGACUGAUAGAGGAUUGUCUAGCAAACGGUGGCGAUGUUGCAAAUCUGGAUGAAGCGUCACUUGUUUGCGACCGAGAAGCUGACAACAUUGGUCGAGGUUGUGAUAGAGCGAAGGAUAGCGAGACAUUUCCGAGCGACGAAGCAGACGGUUACGGCGCUGACUCGGACAGUGACGCAAGCGAGGACGAUGCUGGAGAAGUUAUAGCAGCGCAACGUCAGAGACAUCCGCGGAAUCGUGUACCAUCCAAGCUUGGUGCGGCAGAAACUGUUUGUGCACUGGACCGACCGCGACGAAGACGCACGAAGCAACUGAGACGCGGACAAAAGUCACACAAGUCGAAAGUAGUCAGAAGUGAGAGUGAUGCUGAUCGAGAAGCUGGGUCAUUCCAGCCGUUCGCAUGUACAGGAGCAGUGCCUUUGCUUCGUUUAGCAAAAGAGAAAGAACUGUUUUGA
Hyaloperonospora brassicae is the source of this 1761-nucleotide messenger RNA. The record is from the annotation of a GenBank genome assembly. NCBI's taxonomy places the organism in Eukaryota, Oomycota, Peronosporomycetes, Peronosporales, Peronosporaceae.